This is a messenger RNA of Paramecium sonneborni, 1268 nucleotides long. Lineage: Eukaryota; Ciliophora; Oligohymenophorea; Peniculida; Parameciidae. The record is from the annotation of a GenBank genome assembly.
AUGAAUUACAUUAACAAUCAAUAUCAACUAAUAAAGAAAUUAUCAGCGGGUAGUUAUGGAAUAGUGUAUGAAGGUGAGAACAUUCCGAAUAAAACUACUGUAGCUAUAAAAAUAGAGAAAAAGGAUAAACCUUAAACUUUAGAAAGGGAAGUGUUGGCCUUAUCUAGAUUGCAAUAAAUUACAGGAAUUCCUUAAGUAUAUUGGAAUGGAUCUCAUAAUGGACAAAACAUUGUAGUUAUGCAAUUGUUAUCAAAAGAUCUUGGAUAUUAUUUAAAGGAACAUCGAAAAUUCAGUCUAAAAACUGUGUUAAUGAUUGCAGAUUAAUUAAUAUAAAUUUUAAGGAAUAUUCAUUCAAAAUCAAUUUUACAUAGAGAUUUAAAACCAGAAAACUUGAUGUAUCACUAAAGAUAAAUUUACAUAGUAGAUUUUGGUAUUAGCAAGAUAUAUAGAGAUAGUAAUUUAAAGCAUAUGUAAAAAUAUCAUAAAGAUAAAUAAAUAGACCAUUUAGAGAUGGAAGACCUUUUGUAGGAACUACUAGAUAUGCUCCUAUUGCUGCUCAUAAAGGUCAUGAAUUAAGUAGAAAAGAUGAUCUUGAAACUUUAAUAUACAUUCUAGUUUUAUUUCUAAAAGGGUAUAAAGUAAUUGUUAAUAUAGAUUAAAGAGUUCUGCCAUGGCAAAAUUAGAUUUCUUAAAAUAAUAAAGAGAGAUAAAAAUUAAUUGGUGAAAAAAAGACUAAAUUAAGUUCUACUGAAAUUUGUUAGGAUUUACCUAUCGAAUUCUAAAAAGCUUUAGAGUAAUAUUAUUUAAAUUAUUAAAUAAGUCAUAUUAAAAGUCUAGGUUUCUCAGUCGAACCUGAUUAUGAUUAUUUAAUAAAUUUGUUUAGGAAAUUAGGUUAAAGACAUGGAUAUGAUUAUGAUAAUUUAUUUGAUUGGUGCAAAGAGGAAGAAAUAAUUGCUUAAACUAAGAUUAUGCAAUAAAGUGAGAAGAUGUAACCUCUCUCACUUAAAUGGUAUUUAUUAAUUCAUUACUAAAUUAGUUAAUCUUUAUAAAUCCCUUCCACUUUAGAAUGUUUAGAUAAAAAACAAUCAUCUGUUACUAAUAUUUUAUAAAAUCCUAUGUAAAUUUCUUAAAGUGCUGUUAUCAUGGAGAUUAAUUCAGAAGCUAGUCUUUCUGAUGAUAGUACUAACUACCUCUAUAAUAAUUAUUAGUAAUUAGAAAACUUUUCAAACAAGUAUAAAAACCAUCUCUUGAUUAUGAAAUAAAAAUGA